UUUUUUUGGCAACGUGAAAAGGGAUAUGUGAUCAAGUGUUAGGCUCAUAAUGCAAGAAAGAAAAAGAGUGAUUGUGUAUUAAGCCAGGUUAUACCUGGUUAUCCUCGUGUAAAGCCGUGUGCAUACAAUAGCAGCCCUGAGGGAUAAAAACACCCAGACAGCACCAGGAAAAUAAUUAUCAUUUUCGGAGAAAUUAUGUCCAAUUUUGCUUUCAAAAUUACUCACCAAGUUGUAGAGUUAUAAAAUUUAAUUGUAGCACGUAAACCACAAGUCAAAGUCAGCAUCCCUUUGACAAAAUGAAAACCCUCCCGCGUUUGCCAUUUUAGACUUGAAGUUGCCAUUUUCUUUGAUGCUUCCUCUCCCUUCUUUCUUUCCUUCUCCGCUAAUUUUUAUAUAAAAACUUAACUUCUCCAUUCAUCCUACCUCAAUAUUCUCUCUUAUUUUCUUCCCUCCUUUGAUGGCUACACCUCAAGAAAAUGCUUUCUUGAUGCAGGCUGGCGAGCUCGAGUCAGAGGAACAAGGAUGUGGUUGCUUUCGAAGUUUUGGGGUGUUUACGAGCCAUAAUCAUACAACAAACAGCGGUGAUCGACUGAAUCUUCUGCCCGAAAGGCGGGAAGAGAGGGAGUCAUGGGUGAUGAGACAGGUAAAGAAGUUAAGAGAGGUGUCAGAGUUGGUUGCUGGACCCAAGUGGAAGAAUUUCCUUAGGAAAAUUGGUGGCUACUUUAAUAAUAAGAAGAGGAAUGAUUUUCAAUACAACUCUUUCGAUUAUACUCUUAAUUUCGAUAAUGGCAAUUACGACGAUGAUAAAGAUGGUAACCUUGGUUUCUCGUCUAGGUUUGCUCCCCCGGUUGUUCUUCAUGACAAGCCUAGAUCAUCUACUUAAUUGAUGUUUUGUUGACUUCUGUGAAUGAUGUAUAUGCUCAAAAUUAAUUAAUUUGAUUUGGGGAUUCAGGAAUUUGCCUA
This is a messenger RNA of Chenopodium quinoa (quinoa), 963 nucleotides long. RefSeq lists its product as uncharacterized. Bases 458 to 883 code for a protein of 141 amino acids. Lineage: Eukaryota; Viridiplantae; Streptophyta; Magnoliopsida; Caryophyllales; Amaranthaceae. The transcript has a single exon. The record is from RefSeq and is a predicted model, not a curated record.